CCCCGGCAGGAAGUAGUAUGGAGGACUGCAUUGAGGUCAUCCUUGAGGAGCACAGCAGCAGGUGUUUCAGCCAUCAGCAGUCUAGCCCCAAUGUCACCUUACUGAUCGGAUCUGCCUUUUCCGGAGUCUAUGGACUCUGGGCCAUGUUCUGCAUGCCUGGACUGAGGGUCCCUUUCAGACUAAAGGUGCCAUUUUUACCUUCAACAAAAGAACAAACUCUAAAUGUUAUCAAGCUUCUAGAAGGACGCAAAGGCCGCCUGGCUGACCUGGGAUCAGGUGACGGACGUUCGGUUUUUGCAGCAUCAUCAAUGGGAUUUCAAUGCACAGGUUUUGAAAUAAAUUCCAUAUUGUUGACCUAUUCGAGGAGUAAAGCAUGGUGGCGCGGCGUACCACACACUGAUAUUCAUUUCGUCAAACAGGACUUCUGGAAGACUGAUCUCUCCAAAUACAGAAACGUGACUGUGUUUCUGGCUCCUGCAGUGAUGGGGGUUCUGGAAGAGAAGUUGUUAAAGGAACUUCCUGAGGAUGCCAGAGUCAUUGUGUGCCGUUUCCCUUUUCCUCGCUGGCCCCACAGCUGCACUGCUGGAUCUGGAUUAAACCAGGUCUGGGCUUACGAUGUCCACACUGCUAGAAAACCAUCCAGAACAUCUUUUCACCCAUCACAGGCCUGAACCAGCCUACUGGUAUUCUCAAUGUUGAUAGAAAAGCCACAUGCAACUCAGAAAUCAAGAUAUUUUCCUCUUUUUAAAAGUCUUUCAUAACAUUCACAUGAUUAAUGGUCUGUGUGACUGGCAAAACAAUGAAUUUCCAAAUCUUAUUCCAAAGCACGCUGAAGUUUUGGAUGUGUGAUGUUAAAUAAAUUGUUGCAAUGUUUUCAGUCAUUUCUUGCCUUAUAUUGGACAUGCACUAUAGUCUGGGGUCUAAAAGAUCACCAGUUAAAAUGCUUCUAUUUUACUUUUUUUCCAGAUUAUCAUUCUAUAAUUUGAGUGAGAAGUUAAGAAUUUCAGAAUUUCCUAGCACUGCCAGCAUGUUUUACGAAAAAAAAGAGGAAAAUUGUUACUUCAAAUAAAAAAUAUAUAUUAACAAAACAUUAUUUAACAGCAAGAAUGUGUUAAAUGAAUAUUUAAUAGAUUAAAUUACACUACCAGUCAAAAGUUUUUCAACAGUAAGAUUUUUAAUAUUUUUAAAGAAGUCUCUUCUGCUCAACAAACCUGCAUUUAUUUGCUAAAAUUAAAUUAAUACAAUUAAUAAAUUACAGUUUAAAAUUUUUAAAAUGUAAUUUUAAAAAAUAGAAAAGUUAUUUUAAAUAGUAAAAUUAUUUUAAAAAAAUUCUCAAAAUUUUACUGUUUUUGCUGUACUUUGGAUCAAAUAAAUGCAGGCUUGGUGAGCAGAAGAGACUUCUGCAAAAAUAUAUUAAAUAUCUUCCUGUUCAAAAACUUUUGCCUGGUAGUAUAAAUUAAUAAAAUUAAUAAUUUAUAUAUAAAAUUUAAAAAAAAUAAAUAAAUAAAAAUGGCAAAACAACAACAAAAAACUAAUUUAAAAAUUUAAAAGAAAAAUUUUGAAUACCAAAGAUACUAAAAUUUGCGAUGCCAAAAAGCAUUGUGAAUUUAAAAUUGUUCUGUUUGUAUUAGAAAAUGGUACUGUAUUGAAUCUGAAAUAAAUCUUUAUUUUGAUAUAAAAAUCGUAAAGCUUUAUUUCAAGGAUUAAAUGAAAAACAAUCCAAGAUUUUCAACACGGUCUCAGA
Labeo rohita (rohu) is the source of this 1744-nucleotide messenger RNA. RefSeq lists its product as uncharacterized. Gene Ontology annotation, cellular component: mitochondrion. The record is from RefSeq and is a predicted model, not a curated record. NCBI's taxonomy places the organism in Eukaryota, Metazoa, Chordata, Actinopteri, Cypriniformes, Cyprinidae. Gene Ontology annotation, molecular function: protein-lysine N-methyltransferase activity. Gene Ontology annotation, biological process: positive regulation of proton-transporting ATP synthase activity, rotational mechanism; regulation of mitochondrial ATP synthesis coupled proton transport; peptidyl-lysine trimethylation.